Molecule: messenger RNA, 4451 nt
Organism: Vespa velutina
Lineage: Eukaryota; Metazoa; Arthropoda; Insecta; Hymenoptera; Vespidae
Product: prion-like-(Q/N-rich) domain-bearing protein 25
Exons: 16
Coding region: 1916-4018 (700 amino acids)
Source: RefSeq, a predicted model, not a curated record
CGCGUCUUUGCAACUGCAUACAUUUUGACGACAAACUGCAUUGGACAUGGUAGCGCAAGUAGAGUCAUCGUUGCAACUUAAUCCGGCUGCUGGAAAGACGAAAGAAACGCAAACCGUCUUCUCAGGAUUGGGUGAGUAAUAUUGCUCGCACUGACAGAUGCGUUGACUACGGCAAUAUGCAUUCUUGAUGCAAUUGAAGUCCCUCUCGCAUGGAUCCCCGAACAAUACUAUUCCAAUUCGUUUGUCUAUGAUAAAAAUAAUGAUUAAGUUGAUAGGAAACGUUUGAAGAUGCAAAUGCAAAAUGUUAAUGCAAUUAAUCACCGAGAAUGCACUUAACGGAGCACUUACCUUCCGCUGAACACGAAAGAAAUUCAACAAUGACGUGACAAAGGAAAAUAACAACGUGUCGUCGCAUAAUCGUUUUCAUCGUACAAGCUCUAAGGAUAUAAAAUAACUUGAACAAAAUCUUUAUCUAAAAUAAUUUGAUAUCUCAAUCGCGAAACAAUCGGAGCAUCGUGCUUGGCUUCUUCGACCGAAUGACGAAGAUACAAACGUUAAAUUGACUCCAAUGCCUGCACACCUUUCCAUGAUAAUGCUUAUCUCUUUAUCUAUCUCCUUUGCUAUAUAUAUAUAUAUAUAUAUGUGUGUGUGUAUAUAUACAUGUAUAUUUCUAACGAACAUUUCUUCUUCUAUUUUAAUGUGCAAUUGGUGAAAGAUUCGAUAUAAGAUUCGAUAAUAAGCUCUCGGAUAAAUGCAUCUUGAUCGAAACUGAAGCCUUUCGUACGUUAGCAGUUUCUUAUUUCAGUCGGUACAAUUAUAAUUUAUUACGUGUAUGUACGUAUGAAGCUAAUCAGUUUUUUAAAUUGUACGACGUAUAAUAAAGGUCAUCAUAAAUAGCACAGAUAUGAGACAUACAAAGUUUCUCCUAUGUGGAACGACGAAACUUGGAAAUUGUUUGAAAUCAGUGUGCAUAGGAAAUACGAGCUCUUAUCUAUUCAACGUUGCCUGUCACAAUCUAGAAAACUUUUGAAUAAGACGGAAAUGAAGACCCGGAGAAGGAUAAGAACGUGCGCGAGGUCUUUAUCGGCGAUAAUACUGACGAUAAUUUCUUCUUUUUUCUUAAUAAAUCUCAUUCCGACGUAUCGCGAGAUCGAUUUAAGAAGAAUUGAUGGACAAUAAACGUGGAUGACAUGCUUCUUGACUUACGUCGAUUGUAAUCGACGUAGAAGGUCGCAUAGGAACGUAGGAAUAAUGGCGGUGACGGGGAGAGGAGAGUGGAUCCGACCUAGGCAAAAACUUCGAAAGAGAAAAUUUAUCAAUUCUCACGUAUGCACAGGGAUAAACUUGUAACGGCCCGUUUAGAAUAUAAUCCGUAUACAUCCGUAACGCACCGGCGUUAGCGUAAAUAAAAAAGCUUUAAAAGUAUCGAUGUGUCAAGUAUAAAUCACGUAUAUAAGAGAUUUCCCAUGUAUACGGGAUAAAACUGUAUGACUAGAUGAUAUAAAAAAAGGUUGAAGUGAGGUUUCGAAAAAAAAGGAAAAAAAAAAAAAGAAAAAAAAAAAGAAAGGAUAGAAAGAAAGAAAAGAUAAACAUUUCUGCCCGUUAAUAAAGUGAAUCUUCGUUUGGGUCGAAUGGGACACCUUGUAUAAGAAUCACAAAUGCUGAUGCGAAGUAAAUAGUGAAAGAGGGAGCGAGAGAAAGGAAGAAAGAUAGAGAGGGAAAGUCAGGAGGCAACGCCGAGAGAGUGGGAAAAAGACCUUCGUAAGAGAGAACUCGGAUUCGUAUUCCACCAGUCGGAUGCCAUCUACGUUGGAAACGCCUUCUGUCCUGCAAAAGUAAAAGUUCUUUUUUUUUUUUUUUUUGUUAAAAAAAAAAAGAAAGGGAAAAGAGAUCAUCGACGAUCGUCAUUGUCAUCAUGAAAAGUUAUCUCCUUCUCUUUGGUAUUUUCCUACUGAUCGAUCGUCCGAUCGAUGGCCUAAACAUCGAUCCAUCCGUGCCAUGUCACAAAGAUACCGAUUGUUCCCUAUUCUCGAAAGAUCAGAAGAAUUCGACGUGUCAGCAAGGAUUCUGCGCUUGUGAAAACGAGCAAGGACAAAUAAAAAAUUGUUCCAGGUUACAAUUAGCUACUCAGCAAGAAAAACCAGCCGUAUCGGCGAUUUAUCACACGUGCAAGCACGAGAUAGACUGCAAGUUAAAUAAUAGUUUUUGCAAUACAAGUCGAAGUCAGUGCGAAUGCAUUAAAGGCUAUGUGUCUUCGACGGAUCAGCAGCAAUGCCUUCAAGUGGCUAAAUCCUUGAAUUUUUCCUGCACGGAGGAUAAGCAGUGUUUGAUGUUUCAAGCGAAUACGACCUGUUUACGACAACAAUGCGUUUGCAUCGAUGGCUAUCACGCGGUGAACAAUGUUUGCUGGAAGACCGUCGUUUUUGGCGAUCUAUGCUCGAAAUCGGAGGAGUGCUAUCACAUAAGGGGAGCCUUUUGUACGGAUAAGAAGACUUGUGGGUGUAACGAGAAAGCCGCGAUCGAUAAGUCGGGAAAAAAUUGUAUUCCUUACGCGGACACCAUCAACGAACAUUGCACAGAGAAUGGCAUGUGUUCUGCGAUCCCUAGCUCGAUCUGCCUCGAGAAUAAAUGUCAGUGCCCAAAGAACAAACAUUUCGUGAAGGAACUCGGACAAUGCAUCGUUAGCAGAGGCAUCGGCGAGCCUUGCCAGCACGAUUACGAUUGUUACCAGGAUGAAAAUUAUACGAAUUUGGAAAGAAAUGGGUUUGUAUGCAUUGGCAGCUUGUGCGAUUGCGCGAUAGAUUAUUUUAUAGACGGAGACAAGUGCAUUAACGCAGAACGAGAAAAGAAAAAAACGAAGGAAUCUAUCUCUAUCUGGGAUCACAGGGAGAAAGAAGAAAUGAGGAUGAGGAGGAGCGAGGGUGGAACGAGGAAGAAACGGUGGUCCUCACCACUGUCGAUUCGAGCGCCGGGACUUGCUGCCGCUCUACCGGUAGUCUUUCUAUGUUUCUUCGUGCUAACAUCAGUCGUCCUCGCGCACGGACAGCAUCAACAUCUUUUGCAGAGACAGACUCUAGCGACAUGUCGUUACGAUUUGGAUUGCAUGGAAAACGCUUACUGCUGGAAUCAAGAGGCUUGCUAUUGCAAAGACGGCUACGUCGUUUACAGAAAUCACAGCAACUUCCACUGCUUGAAAGGUAUCAACGUUACCUACCCCGUUCCCACGUUAAAAGUGGCCGACAACAUCGAGGAUCCGUGCGUGGCUAAUGUACAAUGUCAUUUGACCUUUACCCUCCACUCGGAGUGUCGUAAUCUCGUUUGCCAGUGUUCUUCCACGGCACAUUUCGUAAACGGAAGGUGUUACGAAUCCAUCGGGCUAGGUAGAAUAUGUCAAACGAACAAUAAUUGUUACGUCAAGGACAGUUACUGCGUGGAGGGUUACUGCGUUUGCGAUCAUCGUCAACAUUCGAAUCCCGAGAGAACAAAAUGCAUAAAGAACGCUUAUUUAGGUGACAAAUGCGAGCACGAUUACGAGUGCGUGUCAAAGAGCACGAAAUGCAUGGAAGUUUGUAGAUGUAAAAUCGAUUACGUACUUUCGGAGGACGGUACAAGGUGUUUGAAGGCAGCCAACUCCGUUGGCGAAGAUUGCCAAGAGAACUUGCAGUGCCAGGAAUUCUUACAGAAUACCGUCUGUCAGAAUAAUGUUUGUACGUGUAUAGAGGAUUACCAUCGUCGUGGACCUGUAUGUGUCAGGGACGUUGGAUUGGGUCAACGUUGCGUCUCUCAUAACGAGUGCGUGACAAGAACGUACAAGCAUUCCAAUUCGAGCGAACUGAUGAACGUCGAUUGUUCUAAUGAUCGCUGUACUUGUGCCGAGAAUUACAUAAUGUCGCAAGAAUUGGACGAUUGUAUUCGAUACAGUGAAAGUGGUGCCACCAGUUGGCAAGCUUAUGGAAUCUUCUCACUGAUAAUAUUCGUAAACGCGUCUCUUUGGAUGUUGCGAAAGACUAUGUGGUAGAGCCACUUUAGAAGCACCUUUUACCCUAUCCCAUAGAUAAUUAUUCUUAUCAUAUUUAUCUGUAUUUAUUUAAAUAUUGUUCGGUGGUGAGUCGUGUAAAUAAGGAAGGGACUUGCGGUAGGUAUACAUAUAACCAAAGACAACGGACAGACAACAGUAUACGUAUACGUAUCAUCUCGACAAAGUUCGAGUAUUUAUUUUCAGUACUCGAGUAUGAGAAUUCUCUUAUUAUUAUUAUUAUUAUUAAUCGUACCUAGGAAUAGGUAUCGGACGGGGAUCGACGGAAAUAAGAGCGAAGGAGGUAGAGAGGGAGAGAGGCUCUCUCUGUAUUGCGAGCGAUAAUAUUUAUUUAUUAAGAAACAGAAAUAAAUGAAAGUUAUUAUAAUAACUUAUAAUAUUAAUAAAAUCAAGUUAAUUAAGUUGGAAAUCUUAA